AUGGCGUUACUGAGCAUCCGCGGUGAAUGGUAUUUGUACAUUUGGAUUAUAUAUCGUAAAAUCUAUUCAGCAUUUAUAUGGUUAUUCGGCAAUCAUUGCCGCGUUGAUAAGAGUCGGGCACUGAUAAGCGCGGGUGUAGCGAGACAGUCUGUUGGAGGCUUUCAGAGAGUGCGCACGCGUCGCAGGAGACAGCAGCAUCGAAAGCACGUAGUGGCAUUAGUGAGGAGACCUUCGAUCAGACGGAUAGUUAUGGCACCAGGGGCUACAGCUCACGCUAUGAUGGAGGACAAAGAAAAGAUUCUGUCCAACGUGUCAAUGCGCAGACGUCGCGUCAGUCAAUUCGCGCCAUUAUUGAUUGCACUGGUGGGUUUGCCAGCCCGCGGUAAAAGUCAACUGGCACAUCGCCUUUCCAGACAUCUCAACUGGAAUGGAGAAAGCACUAAAGUGUUCGACUGUAGCGAGUACCGUCGCCGUCACAUGGCGUUGUACGGCAGUCAUGAUAUCUUCCGGGCUGAUCACCAGCAAGGAUCCGCCAUUAGGAGGCAGAGCGCCCACGAGGCGGUUCAAGAUGCGGUGCUCUGGCUUAAGGAAGGAAAUAGCGUGGCUAUUUUCGAUGGAACCAACAUAACGAGGGAGCAACGCCGGGAGUUGAACGAAGGCAUUACCGACAUGGGCUUCAGAAUCCUAUUCAUUGAAUGCGUCUGUGAAGACCAGCAGUUGUUAGAAAGGAAUAUCAUAGAAAUAUUACACUACUCCGCGGAUUACAAGACUAUGAGUGAGGAAGAAGCUAUUGAUGAUUUGAGAAAGAAACUCGAGCAUUACAUGCGACAAUAUGAGUUGAUAGACGCGGCUAUAGAAAACAUUAGCUUCGUGAGGGUCGAGAAUAUGGGGGAAACUGUGACCGCACAUAGAGUAUCGGGACAGAAGGAAUCUGGGAUAUUAGGAUACUUAUCAGGAAUGAGGACCAUGCCACAAACUAUAUAUUUCACUAGGCACGGUGAGAGUGAAUACAACGUGUUGGGUCGUAUCGGUGGUGACGCGGCCCUCUCUCCUCGCGGGGAGAGAUACGCCCUCGCUCUAGCUGAACACUUCAACUCACUGGCGGACGUGGAGCCUGUCGCUGUAUGGACCUCCGAACUGAGGAGGACUAAACAGACAGCUGCUGGCAUACACGCGCCCAAGAGGGCUGUACGGGCGCUCAAUGAAUUGGAUGCGGGUAUAUGCGAGGGUUUGACAUACGAAGAGAUGCAAGAGCGUUUCCCUCAGGAGUUUGCGUGGAGGGAUCAAGACAAGCUGCGGUAUAGAUAUCCUUGGGGCGAGUCGUACAUCGAUAUUAUGACUAGACUACGACCUGUGUUAGCUGCUUUGCAAGAAGAACAUAACGUAGUUGUAGUUGGACAUCAAGCGGUGUUGAGAUGCAUGCUGGGAUACUUCCUGGACGCUAAGCUUGAUGAGCUACCAUAUAUGAAUGUUCCGUUGCACACCAUCGUCAAACUGACUUCCUACGGCUACAAAUACAACAUCGAAAUGAUUAAGAUGCCCAUCGACUGUGUCGACACACACAGGGUCCAACCUAAAAACUGUUCAAUCAACCGCACGCCCGACGAAGCUCUAGUAACUGUUCCCUCUCACUACGACACCCUGCCGUCCAACCUGUGGCAGGCCUCUGACACACAGCUGUAG
Molecule: messenger RNA, 1683 nt
Organism: Danaus chrysippus (African queen)
Lineage: Eukaryota; Metazoa; Arthropoda; Insecta; Lepidoptera; Nymphalidae
Source: the annotation of a GenBank genome assembly